CGCGGGCCGGAAGCGGAAGUGAGUGCGCUGGUAAUCAUGGUGCCGCCGGGGUGGGGAAGGAGGAGCCGCCGCUGCCGGGAGCUCGAUGAGUUGUUACGGUGUGACCUUGCGAUCUCGCACUGAGAGGCGGUGAGCCAUGGGGGACAACAGCCCUGAAGGCAACGUCAUCUACUAUGAAGUGGAGGAGGACGAUCUAACCCAAGAUGACAGUAUGAUGAGGUUUGCUGAUAAAAACGGGCUGGUUUCUUCGUCAUCUGGGACGGUCUAUGACAGGACAACUGUUCUCAUAGAGCAGGACCACAGCGUGUUGGAAGAUGAUGAGGACGAAGGACAGUGUGGUGAUCACUUGCCUUUUUUACCAGAAGGCCACGAAGAAGGAUUUCAUUUAAUAGCAGAUCAUGAAGGAAUGUCCCAGGGUUAUGUGCAACACAUUAUUUCUCCAGAUCAGAUUCAUCUAACAAUAAAUCCUGGUUCAACUCCUAUGCCAAGAAAUAUCGAAGGUGCAACACUCACUUUACAGUCUGAAUGCCCAGAAACCAAGCUGAAAGAAGUUAAGAGAUACCAGUGCACCUUUGAGGGCUGUCCACGCACCUAUAGCACUGCCGGCAACUUGCGCACUCACCAAAAGACACACCGUGGGGAAUACACUUUUGUCUGCAACCAAGAAGGCUGUGGCAAGGCCUUUCUUACCUCCUACAGCCUCAAAAUCCACGUCCGAGUGCACACCAAGGAAAAGCCUUUUGAAUGUGAUGUGCAGGGCUGUGAAAAGGCAUUCAAUACAUUGUACAGAUUGAAAGCACAUCAGAGGCUUCACACAGGGAAAACAUUUAACUGUGAAUCAGAAGGCUGCAGUAAAUACUUCACAACGCACAGCGACCUGAGGAAGCACAUUCGAACCCACACAGGAGAAAAGCCAUUUCGGUGUGAGCAUGACGGCUGUGGAAAGGCUUUUGCUGCAAGCCACCACCUUAAAACACAUGUUAGGACACAUACUGGGGAGAAACCCUUCUUCUGUCCCAGUAAUGGCUGUGAGAAGACUUUUAGUACACAGUAUAGUCUCAAGAGUCACAUGAAGGGCCACGAGAAAGGACAUUCUUAUAAUGCACUUCCCAAUAGCAAUGUAUCUGAGGAUACAAGCCACUCACUUUGUCUGAGUGACUUAAGCCUCAUCUCAACAGAUUCAGAAUUGAGGGAGAACUCUAAUCCAACACAUGGACAGGACCUUAGCACAAUCUCACCAGCAAGCAUCUUUGAGUCUAUGUUUCAGAGCCCAGACCACGGUGCACAUCAGGACGACUCUCAGCAGACGGCUGCCUUGAUUGAAGGGUUUAAUGGUGAUGCAGACUCAGUGGCUGCUGUUCCACCCUCCACAGGAGACUCGGCCUCUUUGUCUCUCCCCCUUGUACUGCAACUCGGCAUCUCUGAGCCUUCACGGUCAGCACUACAAGCCUCAGCAGCACCAGCUGCUCCUUCCUCCAUAGGAACCAGCUCACAGCAAGCUGCAUUUGGGAAUCCUGCAACUGUUUUACAAUCCCCAGAAGUGCCUGUUCCUCACAGCACACAGUUUGCAGCCAGUCACCAAGACUUCCUGCAGCAUACUCAGACACCGCCACAGCCCAUCGUACAAGGACUUUCAGUGGUUGCUGGGGCACCUGCCCCAGCAGCAGCAAGUGCUACUGAGCCCCUGCCAGCUGUAGUUCAGACUGUGCCUGUUGCUGCAAACUCUGUUCUGACCAGUAAUCCAACUAUAACAAUUACUCCUUCUCAGAGCACUGCUAUUCUGCAGUCCAGCAUUGUCAUGGGAGAGCAAAACUUACAAUGGAUCUUAAAUGGUGCCACUGGUUCUCCACAAAGCCAAGAACAAAUGCCACAAGUUCCAAAAGUAGUAGAAAAGGUGUUUUUUACCACUGCAUUACCAGUAGCUGGCAACACAGGAAACCCUGUUCAGCAGAUUGGUCUCAGUGUUCCUGUCAUUAUAAUAAAGCAGGAGGAGGCCUGCCAGUGUCAGUGUGCCUGCCGAGACUCUGCCAAGGACAAAGCCACCGUCAAGAAGGAAUGUUCCUCACCUGAUUCAAAAGCUCUGGAGCAACCAGCUCCCCAGCUGCAGCCUCAGACCUUUCCUUCCUCUUCUCCUUCGUGUGGGCAGAGCAGUCAGAUAGUUAACCCUUCAGACUCACAGACUGAAACAUUAAGUGCCAUGGAUGUAUCGGACUUCCUGUCCCUCCAAAGCCCUGAGACCCCAUCUAAUAUAAUUCCAAUCGAAGCACUACUGCAGGGUGAGGAAGAAAUUGGUUUGAAUAGCAACUUCUCUAAGUGAAGAUGUUCCAGAUUUUCCUUUGCACCUGUAGGGUAAAACCCUUCUCCUUUAGAAGCAGAAACUGAAGGAUCCUUUUUCCCUUCCUCUCUGGAAGUUUUGUGGCUUAUUUCUGCUUCACUGAUGUCAUCUUUAGUCACGUCCCAGGUACAUCCAUCUUUGAGAAUCUAUCUUAAAAAAAAAGGUAAAAAAAAAAAGAGAAAAAGCUAAGUUAUAUAUGAACUGUUUUGGCUGCACUGUCUGUCACUUUUGCUUGUCAUAUGUGAACACAGAAGUUAAAGGUUACUCGUGUGCAAAAAGGUUUUUAAAAGAUAACAAAAAGGGGAGUUAGUUGGUCUCCAAUUGCACAUCACUUGUGUUUGGGAUUAAGGUACUGGCAGCAAGUGGGUCUUUGUUACAACUCCUUGGGUCUAUAAUUUUCUUCUGUCUCUUAUGUCUGAUACUAACCAUGCACUAUAAAGGGAGCCCAGGAAAGGAAUUUGCUGCAGUGGAAAAUGGCAUUGUUGUAGCAGAUGGUUUAGUCACAAUUGGAUUGGAGUGUGACUGUCACAUCCCUGAGUUGGGAGCUGAUGCCUGGGUUUGCUUUGGACUAACACAGUUACUAAAGCCUACAGAAAUCUGGGGGGAGUUUGAGUGGAGCACAAACUUGUGCUCCUGAUAGAUCUGGUGAUUUCUUUUCAUUAGGGACACUCAGAAGCGUGCUGGCAGACACUGUUUCACAACAUGGAAACACAGUGGGAGCCCCUGCUUACUCAGGCUCAAGAGUCUGUUAGCUCUGCCUCUCUUUGAAGGAUGCAGUGAGUCCCAGGCUUAGUCAGAUUGGUGCCUGCUGCUCUUUUAUUUAGCUCUGUUCAGAAACAAGUCCUCCUUUAACCCCCGCGACUGUUCAAUCAGGAGCACGGUGCCUUUGCUGAUGACUCUCAUCUUUUGUCAAGAAGCAACUCUAGGAAAUAUCUCAGAACGAUUCAACAUAAAAAUCCACCUUGAAUUGAGUGAGUCUGUCCUUCAGCUGUCCAGAAAUGCUUUGGGGUUGGUUGUUUUUUUGCUGUUGAGCUGUGUAACUUCUGCCUGAAUCUGCCUCCAACCUACUGCAAUGCCAGCUUUUUGUGCACGGGGCUAUUUCUUGACUUAAAAGAUGUUACAAAACAUAGUAGUUUUUUUUUCCUUUCAUAUCAAACUGAAAAGUCUCUAAUUCUAACCUACUCAGGGUAAAUAAAACACAACCCCCCCACCCCCUUCCACCAAAAAGCCUGUAAUGUUGCAAUAAAUGCAGUCUCAUUCUAAA
Messenger RNA from Colius striatus (speckled mousebird), 3599 nucleotides. RefSeq names its product metal regulatory transcription factor 1 (gene MTF1). Gene Ontology annotation, biological process: central nervous system development; positive regulation of transcription by RNA polymerase II. The transcript has 11 exons. Bases 137 to 2317 code for a protein of 726 amino acids. The record is from RefSeq and is a predicted model, not a curated record. NCBI's taxonomy places the organism in Eukaryota, Metazoa, Chordata, Aves, Coliiformes, Coliidae. Gene Ontology annotation, molecular function: RNA polymerase II cis-regulatory region sequence-specific DNA binding; DNA-binding transcription activator activity, RNA polymerase II-specific. Gene Ontology annotation, cellular component: nucleus.